AUUUCAACAGGACAGCAUUCCCAAAAAAUUUCAAGACAGCCAAUGUGAAGCAGCAAGGGAAAGGACAAGAUCCCGGUUGUUCCUUGAGAAAACAAGCGGCCUGAAGUUUUGCGUGGGACCUGGUCAGAGAUUAAUCCCGUGGACCCCUGGAGUAUGCAUCAAAGGUGAACAGCCAGACCACAACAAGUUUGCGUGUAUGACAGAUGGACAUGAUGACAGAGAGACAAACAAACGGCCUGAUGAGCUACAGGAGACGAACAAUGUGACUUUUCAUCCUGCCAUUAAUCUCUGUCAGCAGCUGGUUCACACAUAGCAGGGUUUCUUUUAAAGUCGAGUUGUUCCACAUAUUGUCAGGAGAGUGGUUUGAAGAGGUCUCCGGCCUUGGCUACACACAGUGAUGGACAGCAGUGACCAACAGGAUGAUGAGCGAAGAGGCAAAGAGAAAGAGGGUGACGGAGAGAAAGAGAAACAGCUGAAGAACCAGCUCAACAGUGAGGAAAAAGGAGAGAAGGAGCUCAAAGGCAACGAGAAAGAGAAGAAGAAGGAGGGCAGGCGCUCUGGGUCUCUGUGGAAGAGUGGAUGGGCGCUGAGUGAAAGACUUGCCAUCAAUGUGUCAGGGAUGAGGUACGAGACUCAGCUUCGCACCUUAGCUCAGUUCCCUGACUCCAUGCUUGGUGACCCCCGGAGGAGGUCACGAUACUUUGACCCUCUGCGAAAUGAGCUCUUCCUGGACCGAAACAGGGCCUGCUUUGACGCCAUUCUGUAUUUUUACCAGUCCGGCGGUAGGCUUCGAAGGCCCGCAAACAUCCCACUGGACAUCUUCAUGGAUGAGCUAAUGUUCUACGAGCUGGGGGAGGACAUCAUGAACCGCUUCAAGGAGGACGAAGGUUUUCCAAAGGAGGAGGAGAGGCCGCUGCCCACCAACAGGAUCCAGAGGAAACUAUGGAUGCUGUUCGAGCACCCGGAGUCAUCCUCGGGUGCACGUAUAAUAGCCAUCAUCAGUGUCAUGGUCAUCGUGGUGUCCAUCCUCAUCUUCUGCCUGGAGACUCUGCCUGAUUUCAGGAAUGAUAAAGAGGAGCGAGAGGAAGGUAACGAGAAGAGCAAUAUGGGAAUGGAAUAUCUUUACAAGUAUCACAGCCUUCCAAAGAAUAUUUCUGAGACUAUGCCUCCUCCACCUGGUGUUUUCCAAGACCCCUUUUUCAUGGUGGAGACCAUGUGUAUAUGUUGGUUCUCCUUUGAGCUUGUAAUGCGCUUUGCUUGUGCUCCCAGUAAGACUCGCUUCUUUAAGGAUGUCAUGAAUAUCAUAGAUUUUAGUGCCAUCCUGCCUUACUUUGUCACUCUGGGAACGGAGCUGGCUAAGGAUAAUGACGCCAGUCCGGCCACAUCCUUGGCCAUCAUCAGAGUCAUCAGGCUGGUGAGGGUGUUCAGGAUCUUCAAGCUGUCUCGUCACUCCAAAGGGCUCCAGAUCCUGGGUCAGACACUGAAGGCCAGCAUGCGUGAGCUUGGCCUGCUUAUCUUCUUCUUGUUUAUUGGCGUCAUCCUCUUCUCCAGUGCCAUCUACUUUGCUGAAGCUGACCACACCAACACAGCUUUUAUCAGUAUACCCCAUGCUUUCUGGUGGGCUGUGGUCACCAUGACCACAGUGGGUUAUGGAGACAUGUACCCAGAGACAGUGUGGGGUAAACUCGUGGGCUCUAUGUGCGCCAUCGCUGGUGUGCUUACCAUUUCACUGCCCGUCCCUGUCAUAGUGUCUAACUUCAGCUACUUCUACCAUCGGGAAACUGAGUGUGAGGAUCAAACCGAGUACACCCACAUCACGACCUCACUGUGGGAGGAUGAGGAGCCAGAGGGGGAGGAAACAGAGGAGGGGGAGAGAGAUCCAGAGGGAGAUUAUUAUGCCAUUGAAGGCAUCUGCAACCCUGUGAAUGGGACUGUGAUGGGUGAGCUGUGUAUGGUUCCAAACGCAGAGUACAGAGGAGGAAAUCAAAAUCUGAAGGAACCAAUGGUCACUCAAGUGUAGGGAAGGUAAGUGUGUGACGUGUAUGUGGCAAGAAAACAUGACAAUGAAAAGGAAGAGUGAAACACUGGUGAAAAUAAACAAUACUGUGCAGGGUUGGAUAUCAUUUAAAGAUUUUAGACACCUUUGCUUAACAAUAAUUUUGUCAAUAUCAAAAAAAUUACCUUAAAAAUCAUAAUAUAAAGCUUCAUUUUUCAGCACUCGAGCAUUUAUAUACACUCCAAACAUUCAUAACACUAAAAUAUAAACCUGUUUGCUUUAUUUUGGGUAAAUUAAGUUGGUUUAAUUUUGUUGUUUUUCCAUUUGUCCUCUCAGUAUUACAACAUAAAAAAAACUCAACUUGAUGUUGUGUGUUAACAUACUAUCAUGAAUAAAAAUGGGUAAAAGCCGCGUGUGCACUAUGCAUGUACUGAUACUGAUGAGAUUUACUCUAAAGGUAUUGAAAUUUGGUAUUGAAUAUCGUUUUUUUUUUUUUUUUUAUAUUCGGUUUGUAAGCAAAUCAGUUUGUGUCAUCACAGUAUUGAAGUUUGGUAUCCAGCCCCAUAAUGUGUUUAAAAAAAUGUAUACUUUUACUGAUAUUGUUGCCUUUUCUUGAUCAUUAGAGGUUGUUCUUUCAACAUCAAACAGUCAAAUCACACUUAAAGGCAACUUUUCUAUAAAAAGAGUUUUAGAAGUAUAAUAAAGAGUAAGUUGUACAUUCUCAGGGUCAUGAUGUAAAUGUAUGAUCUUUGUGUAUUAUUGCUCCCAGCUCGUGUUUGACAUGAAACUUUCUGAAUGUCUGUACCUUGAAACUAUGAUGUCUUAGAACGGUCACUUUGGGCCUUAGUGUUUGAAGUGGAAGCAGUUUGAUUAUUGGCAAUAAUGGGGGUCAUGUGCUCAUCAAAAUGUUACCAAACACCAGUGUACCUGUCAUUAGGGGCAGAUUAAGAGGUCUUGUAAACCAACCCCACGUUCUCAACAUUCUUCUGUAACUAAUGUACAAAGUUCACAUUUGUGUAUGUUUUUUUGCUUAUUUGACCUAAAGUGACUGACAUGACCUAUAUCGAGCUGUAACACAACACUUGUGGCAUUACCUGAUGAUACAGUUUGUGCUUAAGAGGAACGUUUUAAUUGCUCUUGGAAAAGUCUAAAGAUAUCUGCUUAAAAUGUAAUGAUUGUUUUUAAUAAAGAGUCUAUUUUAUUAA
This is a messenger RNA of Sphaeramia orbicularis (orbiculate cardinalfish), 3201 nucleotides long. RefSeq names its product potassium voltage-gated channel subfamily A member 7-like. Bases 398 to 2020 code for a protein of 540 amino acids. Gene Ontology annotation, molecular function: delayed rectifier potassium channel activity; protein binding. Gene Ontology annotation, biological process: action potential; potassium ion transmembrane transport; protein homooligomerization. The record is from RefSeq and is a predicted model, not a curated record. Gene Ontology annotation, cellular component: membrane; voltage-gated potassium channel complex. Lineage: Eukaryota; Metazoa; Chordata; Actinopteri; Kurtiformes; Apogonidae. The transcript is spliced from 4 exons.